CUGUCUGAGACCAGUUUGACGGUCCAAGCCAAUGCAGAUAGGCUACUGUGGCUAAUUUGAAGACUCAUCUAUUCCUAUUAACAGGUGACAAACAUGCAGUAUCCUUCUAUUGCAGGACAACCUGAGUCAUGUACUGCAGAUCAAACGUCCGAGGACUCAAAAGAAGAUGAUGCCAGCACACAGGUGACAAAAAGACAGUAUCCUGAUGUGGGAGUCAAAUAUGAGACAUUCAUUGUAGAUCAGACUUCCAACAAUGACUCAAAGGGAAAUGAUUUUAGCACACAGAUGAAUAAACUACCAGCUUUUUCUGAUUCUCUCUAUGAUUCAAGUGAUGAUGGUUCAGAGGGCCUUUCCACUUCUAAUUCUGAAGUGGCUUCACAAAGGCCAAGGAGAGGCUGUAGCAAUCCGAGGGCACCAUCCAGCUUGCGAAGAUCAGCAAGGUUCUCCUGGCAUUGGAAAAGGAACAUCUUGGGGAAUUCCAAGGGAAGAGUCUGGACGAAAUUCACAUUGAUCCAAAUGACACUGUUGAUGUGGCGUUGGUAUCUCAAGAAGAUAUGGAAGAUUCCAUCAUGUCAGAUGAACAGGGGUCAGAACAAGAAUUCAGUGUGACAUCCCUGGAAGACUGCAGCUCCACAGAAAUGAGAGGUUAGUUUAGAAGAGUAACAGAAUUACAGUUUGAGGGGUUCUUUUUCCUUUUUAAGACACAAGCCAUAGAAUAAGUUACGUUUAUUUAUUUGAACAUUUUUCUUUUUGUACCGAGAUGGCAAUGUGUCAGAAGAAGAAAAUGAGGUCAGUCGGACAUCCCUGCUUGACUGCAACUCCAAAGUCAAAGCUAAAAACCAGAGGAAAUCAACACAAAAGAGAGGUUCGUUUAGAGGAAUAACAGAAAGUUUUGAGUGUUUUCUAUGUACAAAGAGCAUAGAAUAGAGGACAUGUAACAGUGAUUGGAAUCACCUGAAAGAACAGCAUCAGCAUACCACUUAAAGGCCCCAUAAAGUGAGUUUUGACAUCGUUUCUAAAUACAUUAUAUGUACAUGUAGAUAGUUGCUGAAAACGUGCAAAAUCUGAGAAAUAAGCGGUAAGGAAUUGUGGAGAUGUAGCAUUCAAAAUAUUUUUGACCAAGUCUGUCAUCCUUGGGCGUAGCUAAAAUGGUUGGGCGUAGCUAAAAUGGUUUCCCCUUCCCCACUUUAUAUUAAUUCAAAGUGCCUUGCUUCAAAAAAUCAUCUAUCCAUUGCAAUUGCAAGUUACUUUGUUAUAAUCACAUUGUUCAUUUCUACCACAACAGCAUGCAGUUAGCUAGCUAGAUAUGCCGACACCCCAGAUGCUUCAAGUUAAAGAACAGCUAAGUGAGUCAUUAUUCUAAAUUCCUAAAAAGUGAGACCAAGCAAGGGGAUUACCAGGCGGCUGCUAAGGUAUGUACCAGUAGUCGUCGUUGCCGUGUGUCCUCUGUCACUUUAACACUGCCUUCAGGCCAGCCUCCAGUGGAAAAGAGUAUAAGUCAAGCCAGCCACCAUUUUCUUAGUAUUAGCUGUAUUUACAUGAAGUUUGCACUUAUGGCCUAUAGGUUGUGUCCCUACACUACACAGCAACCAGCAUGUCAACAUGGUGUUUUUUUGGGGUAUCAACAGCCUUUCAUAUAACGCCUUAUUGUUGCUGGAAAGAAAAUACUCAACCAUUUCUGUACCUAACAUUGUAUUAUCAGAAACAAAAAAAAAGAAUAACAGAGAACUAUACUUGUGCCUUUGUAUUGAGUAUAACCAAAAGAGAUACACAAAAAUGCAUGCCUUAUAACAGGGAAUACCGAGGUUAUACCAUAAUUUAAUGAUCAGAAAAUAUUAAACUAAAAAUCAAACGCCCAAAUGGUACUAUUCCUUGUUUUUAAACACAUCUCAAUGUAAA
Molecule: messenger RNA, 1899 nt
Organism: Phyllopteryx taeniolatus (common seadragon)
Lineage: Eukaryota; Metazoa; Chordata; Actinopteri; Syngnathiformes; Syngnathidae
Exons: 7
Coding region: 94-609 (171 amino acids)
Source: RefSeq, a predicted model, not a curated record